Messenger RNA from Girardinichthys multiradiatus, 2690 nucleotides. RefSeq lists its product as uncharacterized. The transcript has 3 exons. Lineage: Eukaryota; Metazoa; Chordata; Actinopteri; Cyprinodontiformes; Goodeidae. Bases 1031 to 1963 code for a protein of 310 amino acids. The record is from RefSeq and is a predicted model, not a curated record.
AGUGACGCAUUGUAACGCAUGUUUUUCUUUAUUUUUAAAUUAUUACAAAUUAUUACACAAUCAUGGGGAAGUCUGUACGGUGUCAGUUUUCCAGCAGACAGCUGACACCCUACAAAAGGAGGGUAAGUCGCAGGGGGUCAUUGCUAAAAAACAAAUGGCUGUCCACAGAGUGCUGUAUCCAAACAUUUUAAUGGAAAGCUGAGUGGUAGGAAAAAAUCUGCCAGAAAAAAAUCCAAUCAAUGACAUGGGCUACAAGUGUCACAUUUUUGCAUUAAGCCCCUUCUGAACUGAAAACACUGUCAGAAGGAUCUUACUUUGCUUGAUGGUGCAAAGUUCUCAUAUUUAAUUUGGAAGUCAAAGUCCAGGAAUCUGGGAGAAGAGGGGACAGGCACAGAAUUCAAGCUGCUCGGAGCCCAGUAUGAAGUUUUCAGUCAGUAAGCAGUUUUGGAGCCAAGUCAUCAGCUGGUGUUGGUUCACUGUUCUUUAAUUGAUCCAAAGUCAGUGCAACCGUCUUUGUUUUUCUCUUUUGUAAUAUUCAAAUGUUCUGAGAGCCUGGAUUUGGGGUUUCCACGAGCUAUAUGCCAUAGAAAAUGACUAAAUUAAGCACAAAAAAUAUGCUUCUCUAUGUGCAAUGAAUGUAUGUAAUAUGAGUUUCACCUUUUCAGCAGAAUUAAUUAACUUUUCAAUGAAAUUCUAAUUUACCGAGGUGCAUUUUAGGUGGUGCUCGUGAUAAAACACGAGAGUUACAGCCUUAGAAGUAUUUUGUGUAAAUAUGACUUUUAAACAACUGUAUUUGGUCUCCCAUUAAAGAUUAACUUCCUCAACCUUCGAUCGAGCGACUGCACUAUUAGCCCCGCCCUCUGAUUACAUUAACCAAUAGAAACGCGCAGCGACUCUUCACCUUCACCCUCCUCAUUGGUGCUCGGUGUGACCGUGGAAGGAAGUUCCUCCUGGAGCAGAUUUGUCCGGAUUCGAUGCCUUACUUUAUUUAAAAAGAAAAACAAUCCGCGCAGCCGUGAUUGCGCAUAAAAUGUCCCGCAUGGAGUGUCUGCCUGAGGAUGAGAGGGAGUUUCAAAAGGUUCUGGCUCAGAUCGGAGGAAAGGAGAGGAUACAUCUGGUCAGCGAUGUCUGUGGAAGUAAGGAGGUGGACGAAGAUCACGUUGGGAUAUUUCAGGAGUUCAUACGUGACAUGUUUCACAACAGCAACCCUGAGACCAGCGAAAGGCAGCCUUCAUGCCAUGCCAUGGGCGAUCAUCAUGGCGAUCCUGAGAGCGAGGCAGAGACCGGCACAAGCAACGAGAUACCGCUCACGGUGAAGAGCGAGGGUUCGGAGGAGGACGGGGAGAAGGAGAAGCGGCCGAAGAGCAACCCUCAGAGAACCGCAACCAGGAGGGCCAAUAUUUACAGUUCCAAGCGGGCCAUUGAUUCCCCGGUCAUCGUGUUCAUCUUCAAACAGACGUUCAUCUGCAAAGCCUCAAACGAGCUGUGUCUGCUGGAGAUCCUGAAGGACGUAAAGGCGCGCACGAAGCGUGGCUCGGUCCCCCGGCCUGCUCUGAUUGGAUUAAUACGCACAACGCAGGACGGCGCUGAGACGCAGCGGUGUGCGCAAGUCCUGGAGCGUGUGAUGCGCUUCGUGUUCCGCAAACACUCGCUAGAAACGAUAUGGGUCGGUUGUUUUAUCCCCAAAACAGAAGACAGAGUCCUGAGCGUCAAGAAAAACGUCUGCAGAGCUGUUUACGCUGCAUCUCAAACAGCAGAUAAUGCCGGGGACAGAGGGAGCCUGCUUCGGUGGCCAAUCCAGUGUUGUUCCAGGCCUCCGAGGGGAGAGGCCACAAGACAGACCAACAGCAAAUCUUCAAACUGCAGACAAAAAGGUGAAGAUGGAAGCCCAGAGGAAGGACUCCCUCUGAAAACCGGCACCCUGUCUUCUGAACCUCAUGUGAAAGCUGGAGUGGACCACUGAUGUCAGGAUAUGUGACUAACUGUCGACCUAUCACUGUGGACACUCACAUCCUCUCUGGAUGUUUAAAAAACACCUGAGGUGGUGUGACAGGAUGGUUAUUUCAUGGUGCUGAAAAUCUCACCUCUGAGUCAUCUAGAUUUCUAUCCUGGAAGCUGCUGCCUGACACCUUGUUCUUAUGCUUAGCAACAAGGCAAUUUACUGUAUCUUUGUAGAAUUACUGUAAUAUUGACAGGGCAUUAUGAUCUACUGAGAUGUGAUGCAUUAUUAAGCACAGAACUGUAAAGAAGAGCAACAGAAUAGCUGCUCAUUGGUAUAAUAGUGUCAGAUCUUAUUUAAACAGCCUUGAGCCGAAGUGAGCUUUCUUCGUUAAAUAUUUUUUGUUAUGUGAUACUUUAAAAACUUAAACAAGCUAGGUCUUUAUAUGUUAUUCUAUAUUGUUUUUAGUUUUAGUUGCACUGUCUUAGGUGAUACUGUGACCCAGAAGUGCUCUAGCUGCUGCACAGAAACUAUAUUACCCACAGAUCUUAAAGAGCUUAUUUUGUAUGCAGUGAAGCAACGUGAUUUUGUUUACAUUUUCACUUUCAUUUUAGGAGAAUUAUGUGCCUUAGAAAAGUACUGUUGGAACUACUGUUUAUCUCAUGAACUUAAUGCAACUGUUUAAAGUUUUUAAGUAUUUAUUUAGCUGUCAGUUUGACUGCCUGUAUGAAUAAACACAUGUUAACAUGGA